Messenger RNA from Cladocopium goreaui, 504 nucleotides. Lineage: Eukaryota; Dinophyceae; Suessiales; Symbiodiniaceae. The record is from the annotation of a GenBank genome assembly.
AUGCAACUUGCAUUGAUGACUCAAUGCAACAUGAAACGGAUGAAGGUUGCGUACACGCACCCCACCUUCGAAGGUUACAACGGUGACAAUUCAAGGAUGAACGAUGGUAUGCAGAACCCUGGGUUGCAUGGUCCUGCAGGUCCUGUCCACUUUGCACCCAGUGAUCCCAGUGAUCCCAGUGCAUCAUACCCGCACCAAGUAGGGCACUCGCCCAGAGACUUUUCCAGUUCUGCAAUGAGAGACGGUAUGCAGAACGCUGCGAUGCAUGGUCAGAAUCGCUUUGGUGCCGGCAGUCCCCCAUACUCGCAACAGCCGAACUUCCAAGAACAAGCGCCCCUAGGAGAGCCGAAGCCACGGCAACUCCAAGUGAUGGAGGAGCCUGGGUCUUUAGAUGCUUGGGAAGCAGCAUCGUUUGAAUCUGAGAUUUCCAGUUUGGAGGUUCAAAGGAUUUCAAAGGAGGCUUCCCCCGAUCCCAAUGAGGCCUAUUACGAACGAGCCUGUUGA